GAGGAACGCAGCGCACAUCCCCACACCAAAGCUAAAAACCCUGGUGCUCAUAUACAGAGGCGAAUUGCACUCGUAAUUGAAAUCUAUCAUUGAUUCAAAGCUUUAGGGACACCUGAAUAUGAUAUACUCACAGGUCAACAAAUAUCAAGAUCGUUAGGUUGGAUUACAUUGCGGAAUCAUGCUAGUACUCAGGUUUCUGUGCUGUGUGUUAUUAGCCGCAGGAUCUCACAACAUUGUUUCAGCAGAAUCCGCAAAGAAAGGCAAGGACAAAAAUCAUAUAUAUGCUGUUAGAUGGGGCCAAAAUGUUUCUCUUGCGCCACUUUCGACAACGUUUCAAGACUCUUUACUGUUUGUUUGGCACGGCGAAAACAGUGUGGGCUUCGUCAACGGCGAAGAAAUCGACGAUGAACAUCUGGAUGAAUUCUGCGACAAUAAGACGCAUUUCCUUGGCGACAGAAGUCCAGUGCUGAUCAAACUGACGGAUCUGAAUGUCUCGGCUACCACGUACACCUUCGUCAGCCAGGAACCCGGUCGCUGCCCACACGAGCGCAUCAAAGUAUUUAUCCAACCGGUGGAGACGGUACAUGGGAGUUUGCUGUAUGGCAUGAUUGUGUUCCUGAUGCUGGCGUCUCAGAUCAUUGCCUACAUGAUUAGUAGCUAUGGCAUCACAGUAUUCAGUGCAUCCGGUGUGACCAUGAUGAUUGGGGCGGUGACUAGCUUCAUCGUGGCCGAGUCGGCCGACAAGCCCAUAGUGGACUUCUCACCGGAUGCUUUCUUCUACAUUUUGCUGCCGUGCAUUGUGUUCGAGAGCGGGUAUACCUUCCACAAGCGCCACUUCUUUGACAAUCUGGGUAGCAUUUUGUCCUUCGCACUGCUUGGAGCGUUUAUAUCGUCUAUGGUGACAGGCUUGCUGAUGUUCUACGCCACAAUGUUUGUGGGGACGGAACCUUGGACGUUAUUGCAGAGCCUUGUGUUCGGGACUCUCAUCUCGUCUACUGAUCCCGUGGCCACCCUGGCCAUCUUCUCCACGCUGCCUGUGCGUCCGUCCUUGUAUGGGCUGGUGUUUGGUGAGAGUGUCAUGAACGAUGCCGUGUCGCUGGUGCUGUAUUCAGUGCUCACAUCGUUUGAUGAGGAGACGUUCACCUUUGCCGUUGCGCCUACUGUGGCGUGGCACUUUACGUUGAUCUUCAUCGCCUCCACACUUAUUGGGGUUUUAUCGGCGAUGGGAGUGUCUAUGACACUCAAGAUGAUACCAGCCACCACCGCCACGGCGCAGAUUAUCGUAAUGCUAUUGGUCGCUUAUCUGGGGUAUAUCAUCUGCCAAGGCCUGGACUUCUCGGGCAUUGUGGCCAUAUUUUUCUAUGGAUGCACGGCACGCCACUACGCGUGGCACAAUCUUACAGAGACUGCCCGCAAUGGCAGUGUGCUGCUAUUCAAAGUCUUGGCUGAGUUCAUGGAAGCUUUUGUGUUCCUGUACGUUGGGUUGGCGGUCUUCCCGGUGGGGACUGACAAGUACCAAGCAGGUGUGAUUGCGGUAGCCAUCCUGGCGUGUAUGAUAGGGAGGGCCUUCAACAUCUUCCCAGUCGCGGCGAUGUGCAACUUGGUGCGCAGUGAGCCGAUUACUAAGGAGAUGCAGGUACUUAUGUGCCAUGCGGGCAUUAGAGGCGCCGUGUCUUAUGGUUUGGCAGUCAACUACGACUACACAGGAAAGCUGGGAAUCAGAUCGACCGUACAGGUGGUUGUGAUGUUCACUGUUUUUGUAUUGGGUGGUUCGACCGGUGCUCUGCUUAAGCGAUUAAGUCUGUUAGAUACAGCCCCAAGCGCCACGAGCAGUACACAGUACUCGCCCGUACACCAAAAUGCAACUGAGGGCUCAGAUGAUGAUUCUGACGAACCGUAUAGAGAGCGCGGGAGGUCACUAGUGCGGCGGAGUGGGAAUUCGCUUCACGACACCGUUGAUGGGCGCGAGGAGCUUAGUAUAGAAGAGGGUCACAGAAGAUCAGCCUCAGAAUCAACUCCCGGUGCACAUCACCAAACCAAUGCUGUUCUAAAAUGGAUACGAAACAUCGAUCAAGCAUAUCUGCUUCCUCUACUAACCCGGCCGAAGCAACGGACUAUGUCUAAUGGUCGGAAUGAGAAUGAUUGACUGGCUAUUGCGGGUAAACACUAAAUACUCAGUGGCCUUCACUAUCCACACGUCCACUAGUUCAACUAUAAACUCCCGCGAGUGUUCAAUCUGCUACGUUUCAAAUUGGAACGAUAGUAGCGACUUCACUUCAGGUCCUGCCCUGAGUUUUCAGCAUUGCCUUAGAGCAUGAUGCAGCGUAGAUAGUUGGUGAAAAAAUAGCUUCUGCUGGGGGACCAGCAAAAUUAAGAGGGUCUGACUGCAAGAAUGUAUAUUAGGAUAUAUACUGAAUGUCAGGAUUUUCCAAUAAGGCCGCUAAUUACAUAUUUGCGCGAUGUGGCCAGUUCUCUACUUGUGGUUUGUAGCUCAAUAGAGGCAAACACAAUCUCGGCUGAUGAACUGAAAUGCGCUCAGCGCACGGACCAUAAGAAACAGUCGCCCCGUUACCGUGGUGAGGAGCUCUAGUGAGGAUACGAUCUCACCAAUCCUGUUUCAGCUCAGCGAUCCAGUUUAUAUGUCAAUUGAUAGAUACAGUUGGAAUCAACUGAAGGGUACAGUUCUCUGUAAGAAUACUAGCUGACACUUGAAAUGACAAAAUUCACGAAUGAUGUAAGAGAAAAAAUGCAAACUUCUUCACAAUCAUGUUUGGCUAUAGUGGAAGUAGAGGAUCACUCAAUUUGGACCGUAAACUGCGAAACGCCUGCCAAAGAUCUGAAGAUCCGAAGAUCGUAUGUGUCCCUCUUGGGGUAUACAUUUACUAAUACCCAGGGUGUGCACAGUGUAAUGCUCUGUAAGGUAUAACUUCACAAUUAAAUGAGUUAUCGAAUCAAAAAAUUAUACUCACUCAAUAUUUGUCGGGCUGCGGGCCAACAGCUGUCCUGACUUCAGAUCUACAAUAAAAAUACAGCUCUUUCA
Messenger RNA from Sphaeroforma arctica JP610, 3040 nucleotides. RefSeq lists its product as hypothetical. Gene Ontology annotation, molecular function: sodium:proton antiporter activity. Gene Ontology annotation, cellular component: membrane. The transcript is spliced from 14 exons. Gene Ontology annotation, biological process: proton transmembrane transport; regulation of pH; sodium ion transport. Lineage: Eukaryota; Ichthyosporea; Ichthyophonida. The record is from RefSeq and is a predicted model, not a curated record. The coding region runs from base 179 to 2146 and encodes 655 amino acids.